Molecule: messenger RNA, 440 nt
Organism: Symbiodinium sp. CCMP2592
Lineage: Eukaryota; Dinophyceae; Suessiales; Symbiodiniaceae
Source: the annotation of a GenBank genome assembly
AUGACCUUCGUCUUCUACAUCUCCUUCACGUACUUCGCCGUCCUAAACGUGGUAACCGGGGUGUUCUGCCACAGUGCGAUUGAGUCGGCUCAGCACGACCACGCUGCUGCUGUGCAAUCGAUUCUGGAGGACAAGGAGGAGCACGUGGGGAAAGUACGCGAGUUGUUCAGCAAGUUCGGGGCAGCAUCCGAAGGCGGCAUUACCUUCGCGAUGCUUCAGGAGCGAUUGGGCGACCCGGCUGUUCGAGAGUACCUUGAGACUUUGGGGCUCGACAUCUCCGAUGCCUGGUCUUUCUUCAAGCUCUUGGACAUGGACGGAGGUGGCUCUGUGGAAAUCGAAGAGUUCCUUAUGGGGUGCCUGCGUCUGCGCGGUGCCGCCCGGGCCAUCGACGUGUCCAAGAUCAUUCACGACCAGACAUGGCUCAUCAAGAAUCAAGGGAA